GCCGUGAUGGCGCACACGCUGAGCUGUGGCGAGUAGUCCGACAUCAUGAGUGAAGAUGAAACCUGUCGUUUUCGUGGUGCUCCUGGUCCUGUUGGCCGUGGCCAGCGUGAGCCGCACCCAGGCCAGAACUUCUCUUCUGGACCUGACCAACGGCAUAGGAAGCAUCCUUCCCAGUCUGAGCCGCCCGGCCAACACCAGCCGCAUCUUCUAUGGCGUGAUGUUUGACGCUGGGAGCACAGGGACACGUAUCCAUGUCUACACCUUCAUCCAGAAGGAGCCAGCGGAGCUGCCACUUUUGGACAGUGAGAUGUUCCAGUCCAUAAAGCCUGGUUUGUCAGCAUAUGCUGACUCUCCUGAAAUGGCUGGACACACUGUGAGGAUGUUAUUGAAGGUGGCCAAGAAGACUGUCCCUCGUUUGGCGUGGAAGAGGACUCCAGUGGUCCUCAGAGCUACAGCUGGACUCAGGUUACUGUCCCCCGAGAAAGCUCAGGCUUUACUCGACCAGGUUCAAGACGUGUUUGAUGAAUCACCGUUCUUUGUCCCAGACAACAGUGUCAGCAUAAUGAACGGUACAAAAGAAGGAAUCCUGGCCUGGGUAACCGUCAACUUCCUGACAGGUCACCUGGAUGCGCGGACCAAGAAGACCGUGGGAAUCUUGGAUUUGGGUGGAGGAUCUACACAGAUCACUUUUCUACCAAAAUUAAGGAAAACCAUUGAAAGUGCUCCUGCCUUUGACUACAUUGCCAAAAUUGAUAUGUUCAAUUCAACUUACAAACUAUACACUCACAGCUACCUGGGGAAUGGACUGAUGGCAGCGCGGCUAGCAGCACUGGGAGCACUGGGAGCAGAAGGGCUGGAGUGGCGUAUCUUCAGAAGCUCCUGUCUACCAAAGAAGUUCAGGGAUGAGUGGAGCUUUGGAGGGCUCACCUAUCAAGUCAGUGGCAUCCCAGAUGGUUACGCAGGAUACAAGCUUUGUUAUCAGGAGGUACUUAAGGUUGUGAAGGGGAUUAUCCAUCAGCCAUACGAGCUAAAAGACAUCAGUGUUUUCUACGCGUUCUCUUAUUACUUUGAUAGAGCUGUGGAUGCAGGCCUUAUCGAUGGGACCCAUGGAGGGAUACUGGAGGUCAAAGAUUUCAAGAAGAAAGCUAAGGAGGUGUGCAAUAAGAUGACCAAGUACCGUCCCAUCAGUCCUUUUCUAUGUAUGGACAUGACUUACAUUACUUGUCUACUCAAGGAUGGUUUUGGCUUCGAGGAGAACACUGUGCUGCAGCUGACCAAGAAAGUGAACAACGUGGAGGCAAGCUGGGCUUUGGGUGCCACGUUUGAUCACUUCCACAACCUGAAGAUCCACUGAGGAGGAGGAAAGGGUGCGAAUAC
This is a messenger RNA of Lampris incognitus (smalleye Pacific opah), 1377 nucleotides long. RefSeq names its product ectonucleoside triphosphate diphosphohydrolase 5-like. Gene Ontology annotation, molecular function: GDP phosphatase activity; UDP phosphatase activity. Gene Ontology annotation, cellular component: membrane. The transcript has 14 exons. Gene Ontology annotation, biological process: nucleoside diphosphate catabolic process. NCBI's taxonomy places the organism in Eukaryota, Metazoa, Chordata, Actinopteri, Lampriformes, Lampridae. Bases 56 to 1354 code for a protein of 432 amino acids. The record is from RefSeq and is a predicted model, not a curated record.